Chlorella variabilis is the source of this 594-nucleotide messenger RNA. RefSeq lists its product as hypothetical. Gene Ontology annotation, cellular component: small-subunit processome; Mpp10 complex; nucleolus. Gene Ontology annotation, molecular function: rRNA primary transcript binding; snoRNA binding. Gene Ontology annotation, biological process: rRNA processing. NCBI's taxonomy places the organism in Eukaryota, Viridiplantae, Chlorophyta, Trebouxiophyceae, Chlorellales, Chlorellaceae. The transcript is spliced from 3 exons. Bases 1 to 594 code for a protein of 197 amino acids. The record is from RefSeq and is a predicted model, not a curated record.
AUGCUGCGGCGCAACGCCCGGCUCAGGCGGGAGUUCCUGUUCCGCAAGAGCUUGGAGGGCAAGGAGAAGGAGUUGUAUGAGAAGAAGCGCAAAAUCCGGCAGGCGCUAGAAGGCGCGUUCUGGGUGCCUGGGACCGCCGAGUUGAUGCUGCGGGCGGGCGGAGAGGGCAAGCCCAUCCCCUCGGAGCUGCGCCGCGAGGAGGCAGAACUGCGCCACCAGGUGGAGCUCGAGGACGACAACACGGCGGUGCCGCGCACACACAUUGACGACGAGUACGCGCACGCGGGCGAGCGCGACCCCAAGAUCCUCAUCACCACCUCCCGCGACCCCUCCAGCCGCCUCGUGCAGUUUGCCAAGGAGGUCAAGCUGCUAUUCCCCAACUCGCAGCGCGUCAACCGCGGCGGCAUGAUGCCCAAGGGCGCCAAGAGCAUCACCCUCAAGGAGUGCGGGCCCCGGUUUGAGCUCAAGCUCUACCAGAUCAAGCUGGGCACGCUGGACCAGCCGCACGCGGAGAACGAGUUUGUGCUGCGCAGCUACACCAACAGCGCCAAGCGCAGCAAGCUGGCGACGGCAGAGGAUGAGGAGCAGCAGUGA